Molecule: messenger RNA, 792 nt
Organism: Trichomonas vaginalis G3
Lineage: Eukaryota; Parabasalia; Trichomonadida; Trichomonadidae
Product: cysteine-type peptidase protein
Exons: 1
Coding region: 1-792 (263 amino acids)
Source: RefSeq, a predicted model, not a curated record
AUGAGUGUUGAUAAUCUAAGAGCAAUGAAAUCGAUUGGAAGGGAUCUCACAGGGGAGAGUCCAUUUUCUUAUAAGGCUUCAAAUAUUCCUGAAAGAGUUUGCUUGGCAAUUCCAACCCCAAAGAAUCUUCUCGAUACAUCUGCUUAUGCUGAUGCAUUCAAAGCUGGAAAACAGUUUAAACGUGCUGAUUUUUCAUUUUAUUUCUUGCCUAGCCCAGCAUAUCCAGAUUUCUGUCAAUGGAUGGAAUUGUUCCUAGAAAAUGUUAAGGACCAUUUAGCAAUUGUUUUAUCUGGAUAUUCUAUGGAGCCAAUUGAUGGCUUGGAGACUGAAGCCCACCCAUUUAUGAUCAAAGGUCGUGAAGUUUUACCUUCAAGAUUCUUUUCUCUAAUUAAAAAGCACAAAAAUCCAGCAUCUCGACUUACAAUAUUGAUAAAUGGCUGCCCAUCUUAUGAAACAUGGUCGAAUGGUGAUAAAAAAGAUCAAACAAAAACUUUUUCGAUUCAAUCCGUUUCAAAUACAAUGCGUGGUGUGUUGAAUUUCUCUGGAGAAACUCCAGAAAGAGUUUUACUGAUGACUACUUGCCCUAGAUUGGACGCUACCAAAAUAAACGACAAAGGAAAAUUGAAUAUUAGUACAUUCAUCCGCAAUUUAUCAAAGAUGUUAAAGAAGGAUCCGGUUUUAUCUGCUGAAGACAUAUAUAAACCUCUUCAAAAGGAAUGCCGCGAUAACGGUACAGAAUUAAUCAUUUAUUCUUCUUCUGUUGAUGUUUCUUCAGCUCCUGUCUUAUUGUAA